Messenger RNA from Colletotrichum abscissum, 333 nucleotides. Its product is annotated as DASH complex subunit Dad1. The record is from RefSeq and is a predicted model, not a curated record. Gene Ontology annotation, cellular component: mitotic spindle pole body; DASH complex; spindle microtubule. Lineage: Eukaryota; Fungi; Ascomycota; Sordariomycetes; Glomerellales; Glomerellaceae. Gene Ontology annotation, molecular function: microtubule plus-end binding. The coding region runs from base 1 to 333 and encodes 110 amino acids. The transcript has 3 exons.
AUGUCGUCACAUCAGCGGACCUUUUCCCACUCGCAAUCCCAAUCGGGUACGAGGGAAAAGACCUACUUUGAGCAGCAGCGCGAAGAACUCAUUGGCGAAAUCGCAAUGGAGAAUGCUGACGGGGAAAUCCAGAACUUUGAGCAAGUCCUCGCCAACAUCAAUAAGCUGAACCGUUCGCUUGAGGCAGUCAUUACGGUCGGAAACGAGUUCUCCUCCGUCGAGGCGCUGUGGUCGCAGUUCGAAAACGUAAUGGCGAAAGAACCCGAGGAAAACAAGCAGGGCGAUACCGAGGAGGGCAGCGAUGGCGAGACGAAGAACGAGCAGAGAUCAUGA